Molecule: messenger RNA, 1023 nt
Organism: Colletotrichum siamense
Lineage: Eukaryota; Fungi; Ascomycota; Sordariomycetes; Glomerellales; Glomerellaceae
Product: Zinc-type alcohol dehydrogenase-like protein
Exons: 1
Coding region: 1-1023 (340 amino acids)
Cellular component (GO): mitochondrion
Molecular function (GO): oxidoreductase activity
Source: RefSeq, a predicted model, not a curated record
AUGUCGGAAACAAUGAAGACCUGGCAGUACUCUGCCGUGAACGGAAACCUUGAAGACUGCCUCACUCUCAACAAGGACGCGCCUAUACCAAGCAUCUCCUCCCUUCGCCAGGACGAGAUCCUCGUCGAAGUCAUCAGCGCAUCGCUCAACCCCGCCGACUACAAGGUCCCCGCAACACCUCUCAUCGGCCGCCUGCUGAUAUCCCGCCCUGCAACCCCAGGGAUGGACUUUUGCGGUCGCGUCGUCGGCACACACCCGUCGAAUACCACUUUCAAAGAGGGACAGCUUGUUUUCGGCGGCUAUGCAAUGAUCAACCAGAGGGGCGCUCUCAGUCAGUACACCGUUAUCCCCAUGGCCAAUGUCGCGCCUCUGCCAGAGGGGGUCGACCCGGACCACGCGGCGGCAGUGGGUACGGCUGCCACGACCGCAUACCAGUCCCUCAUGCCCGGCACGCUCCAACCCGGCGCGAAGGUCUUCAUCAACGGUGGAAGUGGAGGGACGGGGACCUGGGCCAUCCAGAUUGCCAAAGCGUUGGGCGCGGAGGUCGUCACGACGUGCUCCACCGUAAACGUUGAGCUCUGUAAACAGCUCGGCGCUGAUGAAGUCGUUGAUUACAAGACGGACGACGUGGUGGCGAAUUUGAAGGCGCGAGGUCCUGUCUUUGAUCUUGUUAUCGACAAUGUGGGCAGCACCACGGAGCUCUACGACCAGAGCAAUCACUACCUGAAGGCCGGGGGGACAUUCGUCUUGGUCGGCGUUGGCGCAGAUCUGUCGAUUUCUGGCAUCUUUUCGAAUCUCAGCAGACAAUUGCGCCCUGCGAUUAUGGGAUGCAGAGGUUUCUAUUUCGUUCAUCAGAAGAAUGAUAGCGAGUUCUUUAGUCGGAUUGGUGGGUGGAUGGCGGAGGGCAAGGCUAGAGCAAUUAUCGACUCGACAUUUCCGUUUGAUGACGUGCCCAGCGCUUAUAAGAAGCUCCGGGAGGGGAGAGCCAGGGGAAAGAUUAUUGUUCAUGUUGGGAGCAGGUAG